This is a messenger RNA of Naegleria fowleri, 2061 nucleotides long. RefSeq lists its product as uncharacterized. Gene Ontology annotation, molecular function: protein binding. The record is from RefSeq and is a predicted model, not a curated record. The transcript has 2 exons. The coding region runs from base 1 to 2061 and encodes 686 amino acids. Lineage: Eukaryota; Heterolobosea; Eutetramitea; Acrasida; Naegleriidae.
AUGAGUUCCAAGCUGUCACGUAUUGAUUUAGGAACUGUGAAUUUUCCAAAAAAGUGCUUUGAUAUUUUACUUGUUUGGGUAUACAGUGGAAAAUUUAUGGAUCUAACUUCUUCAAAGAAGGAAAUUCAGUAUUCUCUAUCUCAGGUGUUUGCCAUCAAAGAUUUUUUGAGUGUUGCUGAAUCUUUGAAAAUCUAUGAUGCAGUUGAUUUCUUAAAAGCCUACCAAAACAAAGUGAAGGAAGAAGAAAUUACAAAGAACAUGGCAGAUGCUUUUUUGAAAUCCAUGGAGGCGAGUUUUUUCCUUGAAUCUCACAAACCUGAAACUAAAUUGGAGUUGAUGAGAAAACUUUGCUGUGAUUUCAAAUUGAAAAUUGAAAACUAUUUGGAAGAAACUUCAUUCGUACCCACGAAUGACUCCAUUCUCUGCCACAAGGACUUUCUGACGGAACGAAGUUCGUUUUUCAAAGUGAUGAUUGAAUGCAAUUUCGAUGAAGGAGAGAAAAUUCGAGAAUUGCAAGCCCACCACGAAUUUCCUAUCUUGCACUUACAAUGUUGUAAUUUUUCAGUCUUGGAAGAAUUGUGUCGAUGUUUAUAUUCUGAAAAGAUGAAUCUGAAUGAACAAAAUGCCUUAGAGCUCUUUUCCUAUGUGCAUCGAUUGGGAAUGAGACAGGAAAUUCUUCUUGAAUGUGAACGUUAUAUUAAGAAAAUGGACAUUGAUGUGAGUGAAAUUUAUUCAUUUUGCAAAGAAGGAAAGAAAAAGUGGUUAUUGAAUCGAGAAUUGAAAUAUGAACGUUUCUUUCCCAUCGAGUUCAUGAAUGACAAGCAAUUUGUAUUGAAUCACAUCAAAAAGUAUGGAUUUGGAUUAAAAUAUACGUCACCACAAUUGAAAGAGGACAGAGAGUUGGUGUUGCAAGUGGUUCAAUUGAAUGGAAUUGAAUUACAAUAUGCCAGUUAUUAUGCUCGCAAUGAUAGAGAAGUGGUAUUGGAAGCUAUAAAGAAUGAAGCUUUUGCACUCGAUUAUGCUUCACCAUCACUUCAAAAUGACAAAGUAUUUAUGUUGGAAGUCAUUCGAUGGAAUGAAAAAUGUCUAGAAUAUGCUCCCUAUGAUUUACGUGAAGAAGAUAGCGAAUUCUUAUGUGAAGCCAUCAAACAAAAUAAGAAAGCACUUCAUUGUCUAUCAUGGAAGUUACGCCAAGAUGAAAAGUUCAUGUUAAAACUUAUCAAAUCACUCUUUCCAGAAUUCAAUUUAAUCUCUAUUGAUCAAGCCAACAAAGAAAUCAUGAUGAAACUUGUGAAAGAAUUUGGAUUUUUGUUGAAAUUUGCAUCAAAAGAACUCAAAAAUGAUCGAGAUAUUGUUUUGAAUGCUGUCAAACAUGAUGGUUGGGCUUUUAGUUAUGCCUCACAUGAUUUGAAAAGUGACAGAGAAAUUGCAUUUCAAGCGGUCACAAAAGAACCCUUAACACUGAACGGGAUGCCAGAUGAAUUGAUCAAUGAUAAAGAAUUGGUAUUGGUUGCUGUGAAUCAAGAUGGAUGGGCACUUGAAUAUGCUUCAGACGAGUUGAGAAAUGAUCGACAAGUUGUAUUGACAGCUAUAAGACAAACUGGUUUAGCUCUUCAAUAUGCUGAUGAAAUGCUGAAAAGAGAUCAAGAAAUUGUAUUCGAAGCAGUCAAACAAAACAAUAAUGCUUUCAGAUACGCUUCGAAGGAAUUUUUUAAUGACAAGGAAUUCUUAUUGAAACUGGCAAAGCUCGGAUGUAGAAAUGUCUUCAAAUACGUUCCAAAAGAAAUUGUUGAAGACAGAGAAUUUGUGUUAAAAGUCAUCAAAAUCAAUAGUCUCGCUGUGAUUGGACCCGAUGAUUCACCAUUUCGCCAUAACGAGGAAAUUUUGUUAGAAGCAGUCAGAAAUAAUGGAUUUUCAUUAUGCUUUGCGAAAGGACCGUUACAAGAUGAUCCUGAAUUGGUGAUGGAAGCUUUCAAAUGUCAUGGAUUUGUUUUUGAGUAUAGUGAUGAAUUGUUGCAACAAAGGAUGGAACAAUGUUAUUUUGGUGCUUAUUUGGAUUAA